Momordica charantia (bitter melon) is the source of this 3636-nucleotide messenger RNA. RefSeq names its product Armadillo/beta-catenin repeat family protein / kinesin motor family protein (gene MRH2). Gene Ontology annotation, molecular function: microtubule binding; ATP binding; plus-end-directed microtubule motor activity. Gene Ontology annotation, biological process: mitotic spindle assembly; microtubule-based movement; spindle elongation. NCBI's taxonomy places the organism in Eukaryota, Viridiplantae, Streptophyta, Magnoliopsida, Cucurbitales, Cucurbitaceae. The record is from RefSeq and is a predicted model, not a curated record. Gene Ontology annotation, cellular component: mitotic spindle; spindle microtubule.
GGGAACCAGUUCCUCUCUCUUUCUCUCUCUCUUCCUCUACGUGCCGGCCUCAACUCCUCCUCUGCUCUGGCAUUCUGAUAAUGGAUUCGUCGUUCUGUAAAUGUGCGUUCGAUUCUCGGAUUUUCGUUCUCUCUGAAGCUUCGAGCUGUAUGCUCUGAUCAGAGAGAGCUUGGUUUCGAAGAAAAUGGCUAUGAAUGGCGGUGGUAGUGCUUUCAGGUCUUCUAUGAGGUCCGAGAGGCAAGGUGUUCAUCACCAUGUGCCUCUUUCUCCUGCUCAUAGCAGCUCCUCUGGCUUCUCCAUUGCUGCUUCCAAAAGUGUUGGUCAUGGACAGAGUGUCGUUUCUUCAGCUCGCGCUAAGGCGUCCCCUACUUCUCGACGCUCUCUUACUCCUAAUUCCAGGUCGCAUUCGUUUGACGCCGACGAAGAUCCCCAGAGGGUGAGAGUUGCUGUUAGAGUUCGACCGAGAAAUGCUGAAGAUCUCCUUUCUGAUGCAGAUUUUGCUGAUUGUGUUGAAUUACAGCCAGAGCUGAAGCGGUUGAAAUUGAGAAAAAACAACUGGAGUUCUGAGUCAUACAGAUUUGAUGAAGUUUUUACUGAAUCUGCCUCUCAAAGGCGUGUAUACGAAGUGGUAGCAAAACCUGUGGUUGAGAGUGUGCUAAAUGGUUAUAAUGGGACAAUUAUGGCCUACGGUCAAACAGGAACUGGCAAGACUUAUACACUUGGAAAAAUGGGUAAAGAGGAUGCAUCUGAACGUGGUAUCAUGGUUAGAGCUUUAGAGGAUAUAAUUGCCAAUGUAUCUCCUACUUCAGAUAGCGUGGAAGUUUCCUAUUUGCAGUUGUAUAUGGAAUCUAUUCAAGAUUUGCUCGCUCCUGAGAAGGUCAACAUUCCUAUUAAUGAAGAUCCUAAAACUGGAGAAGUAUCAGCUCCUGGUGCUACUGUCGUCAAAAUUCAAGAUAUAGAUCACUUUUUACAAUUAUUAGAGAUUAGUGAGGCUAAUCGCCAUGCAGCUAAUACAAAACUGAAUACAGAAAGUUCACGAAGUCAUGCAAUCCUCAUGGUUUAUGUACGAAGGGCUGUCAGCAAAAGAAUUGAAGAUAGGACUAUUUCCCUAGAGAAUGACAAUGCAGUUGAUGUUCUGGGUGGUGAUGGCAUACCCAUUGUUCGGAAAAGCAAGUUGCUUGUUGUGGAUCUAGCAGGAUCAGAAAGAAUAAAUAAAUCUGGAAGUGAAGGUCAUUUACUUGAAGAGGCAAAAUUUAUUAAUCUUUCUCUCACUUCCCUCGGCAAAUGUAUCAAUGCAUUGGCGGAAAAUAGCACUCAUAUACCCACCAGAGAUUCUAAGCUUACAAGACUACUUCGUGAUUCAUUUGGAGGUUCUGCCAGGACUUCUCUCAUUAUAACAAUUGGACCAUCUUCACAGUAUCACGCAGAAACUGCUAGCACAAUAAUGUUUGGACAACGUGCAAUGAAGAUAGUGAACAUGAUAAAACUUAAAGAAGAAUUUGACUAUGAAAGUUUAUGCCGGAAGCUUGAGAAUCAAGUAGACAAUCUCACUGCAGAAGUUGAUAGGCAGCAAAAGUUCAGAGAAAUUGAGAAACAUAAACUGGAAAAGCAGCUGAGAGAUUGUCAAUCAUCCUUAGCUGAAGCAGAAAAUGGUUUAAUUUCAAGGUCUGAGUUUCUAGAGAAGGAGAAUACCCGAAUUGAAAAGGAGAUGACGGAUUUAUUAACUGAAUUGAACCGUCAAAGAGAUCACAAUGACCUGAUGCGUGAUAAAGUUUGUGAUCUGGAAAUGAGUUUAGAACACAGUAAGCAACAUCAACUUGAAAACUAUACGUAUCAGAAAGUUUUGGCUGAUACCACUCAAAUGUAUGAGAAGAAUAUAGCAGAAUUGAAAAAACAGCUGGAAGUCGAGCAUGUUCGCUCUGUCAGCGCCAAGGAAGAGUUAGAGGUGAUGAAAAAGAUUUUAUGCGAUCACAAAAAGUCAAUGCAGCAUCAUGAAACAGAGAAUUCAGCAUAUAAGAAGGCACUUGCUGAAACCACUCAGAGAUACGAGAAGAAAAUGGUAGAGCUAACGAAACAAUUAGAGGAUAAGAAUGCCCACAUUGAGGUUAUGGAAGAACAGUUGCAUUCGGCAAAGAGCUGCUUAAGUACUCAUCAAAAUUCAAUGCAGGAAGAGAUCGAGGAACUCAAGGAAAAGUUAAAACAUUCAUGCCAGUUGCAUGAAAAUACUCUCACUGAAUUUCAAUGCUUGAAAUUGGAGCAUAAAGAUCUAGCAGAAGGGAAGGAAAAACUGAAGGAAGAACUUCACAUCAUGAGGCAAAAACUUCUAUCAGAAGAGAAGCAGAGGAAGGCUAUUGAAAAUGAAUUAGUUCAAAUAAAAAGGACUGUACCCACGAGUGAGAAUGAUUUUGAGGAUAAGAAAUCGUACAUAAAGGAUAAUAUACAGAGAGAACCUUCAAACUUGGGAACUCCCUUGGGUUUACACAAGACGAGUCAAUUGAAAGAGACCAAUUCUGGUCAACGUGCAACAAUUGCAAAGAUAUGCGAGGAAGUUGGUCUUCAGAAGAUCUUACAGUUGUUGACUUCCGAAGACUCUGAUGUCCAAGUCCAUGCUGUAAAGGUGGUGGCCAAUCUUGCUGCUGAAGAUUCAAAUCAGGAAAAAAUCGUAGAUGAAGGUGGCUUGGAUGCUUUGCUUAUGCUACUGCAGUCAUCUAAAAAUAUGACAAUUCUCAGAGUGGCUUCUGGAGCUAUUGCAAAUUUAGCAAUGAACGAAAGGAAUCAAAUCGUAAUAGUGAACAAAGGAGGUGGCCAGCUACUGGCAAGAACAGCAUCCAGAACAGACGAUCCUCAAACCCUUCGCAUGGUUGCUGGUGCCCUUGCUAAUUUAUGUGGAAAUGAAAAGUUGCACAAGAUGCUAAAGGACGACGGUGGUAUCAGGGCACUUCUGGAAAUGGUUAGAUCUGGAAGUAACGAUGUUAUUGCGCAAGUUGCAAGGGGAAUGGCAAAUUUUGCCAAGUGUGAAUCAAGGGGAAUCGUUCAAGGACGCAAGAAAGGCCGUUCUCUUCUAAUGGAGGAUGGCGCCCUUACAUGGUUAAUCAACAAUUCUCAUACUAGUUCUGCAUCAACUCGGCGCCAUAUUGAGCUUGCCCUCUGUCAUUUAGCGCAAAAUGAGGAAAAUGCAGCAGAUUUUGUAUCGAGUGGAGGGGCGAAAGAGUUGGAGCGAAUAUCGUGCGAAUCGAAUAGAGACGAUAUCCGCAGCUUAGCGAAGAAGAUGCUGAGGCUAAACAGCACAUUUCAAGCUUAGAUAGAGGAGAGAAGAGAAGAGAGCAAGAUGUACAGGACUGAAGAAUGUUUUGAAAUCUCAUAAAUUCCUUGUCUGUGCAUUCUGUUUUGACCAAGAAAAGAAAAAGGAAAAAUGCAAGAUCCCGAGUUUUAACAGGGCUAAUUGUUUCCAUAAGGAUAAAACUAUGGUGAGAUGUAAAGAAUUUUAAUUUCCACUCUUAAUUACAACUUGUGCUCAAAUUUUCUAUUUGACAGCACCCCAUUUGUGGGAGGUAUUAAAAACAUCUACUGGUGAAUUAUUAAUGUAGUAGCUAUACUUGUAAUGCAAUAUUGGAUCUAAAUAUUCUAGUUAAAUUA